Coregonus sp. 'balchen' is the source of this 3110-nucleotide messenger RNA. The record is from the annotation of a GenBank genome assembly. NCBI's taxonomy places the organism in Eukaryota, Metazoa, Chordata, Actinopteri, Salmoniformes, Salmonidae.
UAUCGGACGCGGUUCCGGCCGGCCUAUAAGAUCGCCUAUAAGACGGUGACAGACCUGGAGUGGAGGUGUUGCCCUAGUUACCAGGGACCAGACUGCUCUGAGCUGAAGGCUGCUCCUAACAGACAGACGGUACCAGCAGGGUCACAGCCUUACCAGAACCAGUACCCUAACAGACAGACGGUACCAGCAGGGUCACAACCUCACCAGAACCAGUACCCUAACAGACAGACGGUGCCAGCAGGGUCACAGCCACACCAGACCCAAAACUCUGGGGCAGCACCACACUACCCCCAGACCAGAUCCAUCCCUGAACAGACCAGACACACACAGAGUAAGAUACUUGACAACAUAACAUGUUGCUGCUGUCUCAAUCCACUUUUUAGAGAUGGAUUUGAAAAGUAUAUGAAGUGUGUUAGUGUGUUGUAUUGACUUAACUGUGUCUUGUGUCCUCUGUCUCAGGGCCAGAGAGGAGGGAGACGGGGGUGUAUGAGGGGAGGCAUGGGGGUGGAGGAGCAGACAGAGACAGGGUGCGUCUCCUGGAGGGGGAGGUGCAGCGCCUCUCCCAAACAGUGGGGGCGCUGCAGGCUGCGGUGACUGGGCUGAGCUCCACUCUGAGGACUGACCUGCAGGAGGACACCUCCAAGAUGCUGGUCACCCUGCUCAACAACCUCCGCCCUCUGACCCCCGACAGUGCCCACGUCCCCGACAUAGAGCAGGCCGCAGUACCGCCGGACAACCACCAGGGGUCAGUGAUCGACGGGCACCAGGCCACCAGGGGGCCUGUCCUGGACAGGGGGCUGGAGAAGGUCCUGGCCAGGUUGGAUGAUGUCAACACCUCUCUGAAGAGUAAAGAGGAGGCUCUGGAGGAGCUGAGAGGAACCGUGACCUCACACAGCGGUCAUAUCCGCCUGCUGCUGGAUGCCUCUCAGACACAGCAAGGCCCUGACUCUAACCCUGUGGGGGGUGGAGCCCCCGCUGACCUGGAGGAGCUACUAGAGAAAUACAUGGACAGGCAGCUGGGCUCCCUGAGGAAGAACAUGGAGGACAGCAUGGAGAGAAUGAUGGAGGAGAGGAUGGGGAAGGAGGUGGAGAAGCUGCAGAGCUCCUGUGAUGGAAGGAUCCAGUCGAUGGAGAGGAGGUGUGAGGAGGAGCGGGAGAGAGGACUGCUCAGUCUGACUGAAAUGGUGGACAAGGAGGAGCAGCUAAAGGAGGAGAUCAGGGAGUUGAGACUGGACAUCACCGCCUCUGACCAGCCCGGACGGACACUCAGACAGACUGACCCCAAACCUAAUGUUAGACAGACUGAUCCCAAACCUAGCCUUAGACAAACUGUCCCUGCAAGACAGACCGUCCUGGCUAGACAGGAUAACCAGCCACCAGGUAUCCUACCAGCUGUCCAGCGUGGUGACCUAUCUGACCUGUGGAGGGAGCUGGAGCGUGUUGCGGAGGCCCAUCGCAUCCUGAAUGCCCGAAUGGACAACGAAAUGCAGUACCUGUCCCCUCCACAGGGGGAGCUAGAGGGAAAGGGGUUAGCGCUAGAGGGGGAGGGGUUAGGACUAGAGGGAGAGGUGGGGUCUCGGCUGGAUGAGUUGGAGGCGCGUCUGAAUGUGACAGAGCAGAACGCGGAGGUCCACUGUUUCUACGUGGAGGAGAAGCUGACCCGGGCACUAGCCGAGCAGGGGGCGGAGCUACGACAGCUGCUGGAGGAACGAGUAAACGCACUGGAGGACCAGUUUACCACCAUGCUGGUCGAGAUGAACAACGGGUCAUAUCCUGUUGAAGAAGGAGGGAGCGUGGACCCUCAGGUACUGUAGGUAGACAAGUAGGGUAGAGGAGGACCAGUUUUAAGAAAGUUGUUGGUUUUAAUCCCAGACCUGGUGAUAGAAAGUGGGAGAUGAACUGGCAAACGGAGGGCUGCUGGUCUCAGAUCCCAGGUACCAUCUCCAGCCGUUGUGCCCUCGAGGGGCGCUGCACUGUACAUGGCAGUGUGUUUGUGUGUUAUGUGUCCAUGGUAACUGAUUCUGUCUUGUUCUCCCCUGCAGGCUGAGCUGAACAACAACAAGGUUCUUCUGCAGGGUCUGGAUGACAAGGUGACCGCUGUGGCUGAGCUCUGUGCUACCAGCUGUGGUGGAGGACCUAACACUGGUGGCUUUACCAACACCAACCCUGGAGCGUCCUCCCACCCUGUAGUUCUGGACAGUGUGGUGAAGGACCUGAAGCUCUGUCGUAACGACCUGGAUAUCCUCCACACGGAUGUGACGGCCAACUCUGACAAACUGAGCGAGCUGGAGGAGAUUAUAGACAGGCAAAUGGCGGGGCAGCAGCGGAGCAUUAAGACGGUGGAGGACCUCCAGAGGGGGAUGGUGAUCCUGCAGGACAACAUGGGGGGUCUGGGGGUGGCAGUUACGGGGCUGGGGGACUCUCUGAGCAAGUACACCCAGGACCUCAACAGCAUUAACACCACCUACAACACCUGCUGCCAGGUUGGGGCUGGAGCAAGGGCCGGGUCAGGGGGAGGGUUAGCCAGGAUCCAGAGUGUGUCUGAGGGUGUAAUGGUCCCCAGAGAAGAGGGGGAGGGCAGCAGCAGCAGCCAGGUGGAGGAGCUGAGAACCAAACUGGACAGCCUCACUAACCAGGUAGUUAUCUAGUAGUCCGUUAUCUAGUAGUCUGUUAUCUCCCUAACCAGGUAGUUAUCUAGUAGUCUGUUGUCUCACUAACCAGGUAGUUAUUUAGUAGUCUAGUGGUCAGUUAUUAGUUAGUGGUUAACACUGUUAUCUGUCUUGUUAUCUUGUUACAAUUUCAUUGAGAUCCCAAAAUAUUUUGAUUGCUCUUCUUCUUCUUUUUAGGUGCAUACAGAGCUCCAGCGUUGCUCUGGUGUGUCUGGGGUGGAGGGUCGUGUCCAGCGUCUGGAAAAGGUGUGUGUUCAGCUGGACGGGGUGUCGGCCGGCGUGCAGGGGGUGAAGGAGGGGUUGGAGAAGCACGUUGCUGGGCUUUGGCACCACGUCAGCCGGGUCAACACCAUGCUGGACAGACAGGCUACUGACAUCACCACACUACAGACCUCCCUAAAGACACUACAGACCAGGAGCACUGACACCACCGCCAGGGAG